This is a messenger RNA of Penicillium verhagenii, 1863 nucleotides long. RefSeq lists its product as uncharacterized. Lineage: Eukaryota; Fungi; Ascomycota; Eurotiomycetes; Eurotiales; Aspergillaceae. Gene Ontology annotation, molecular function: copper ion binding; oxidoreductase activity. The coding region runs from base 1 to 1863 and encodes 620 amino acids. The transcript has 2 exons. The record is from RefSeq and is a predicted model, not a curated record.
AUGAAUCUGCGGGCUUUAUUUUUGUGGGGCCAAACCUUCGGUCUUGCCAUCGCGAUUCCCCAGAGCCUUACAACCAAUACAUCAACCAGUGCAUCGAUAGGAUGGAAUGCAACCUCCGGUUACUGUGCAGGUAAUACUCCCACUGAUAGGGGAUCUUGGUGUCAAUAUGACAUCAAUACCGACUAUGAAAGCAUUGCCCCUAACACUGGCGCGACCCGCGAGUAUUGGCUCUAUAUCAACGACCUUCAGCUGAGCCCAGAUGGGGUUUCCAGAUCAGUCAUUACGGCCAACAAUACAAUCCCUGGACCUACGCUCUUUGCAGACUGGGGUGACAAUGUCAUAGUUCAUGUGACCAACAAUCUGACAAGCGUGAAAAACGGGACAAGUCUUCACUUUCACGGCAUUCGUCAGAAUUUUACCAAUUCCAACGAUGGUGUUGUUUCUCUCACCCAGUGCCCGAUUGCACCAGGCCACACGAUGACCUAUCGUUGGCGUGCUCUUCAGUAUGGAACAUCUUGGUACCAUUCUCACAUCGGCCUUCAGACGUGGGAAGGUCUCUUUGGUGGCAUAGUUAUCAACGGACCGGCCAGUGAGAACUACGACGAAGAUAUGGGGGUCCUGUUUCUGAAUGACUGGACACACACGCCUGUUGACGAGCUAUACUUGCCGGAGCGAGCGAGCUUGAAUGGACCCCCUCAGGCAGAUAAUGGGCUUAUUAAUGGCACGAAUAUAUAUAUCAAUGCAACCUCGACCACUGCCGUCAACAGCACGACAACUCUCUCCUGUAAUGGGCUUGAUCCGACUUCUUAUGUCGGGAAGCGGUUCUCCGUCAAAGUCAAACAGGGGAAGUCCUAUCGGUUUCGGGUUAUCAAUGGCGCAAUUGACGAAAACUUUGAGUUCCGGAUUGACGGACACCCUUUGACCGUUAUUGCCAUGGACCUUGUGCCAAUCAACAGCUACACCAAUGAUUCGAUCAGUAUUGGAAUGGGACAACGUUAUGACGUGAUAAUUCAUGCAAAUCAAUCUUCUGUCAGUGACACCUUUUGGAUCCAAGCUAUACCAAAUACACUCGCUUCCGGCGGCAUAAAUGCACCAAGAUUCAUGGGCCUUCUUCAAUAUAAAGAUGCUCCUACACAACCAGCGUGCCCUUCAAACGCGACAAAGGGCACUGACAUAGAUGAGCCUUUGGCUAGCCUGGUCCCAAUCGUUAAGAAGUCUCCCUUGUCAGUUAAUAGCCCCACUUGGAACGAAAGCAUCGGAACAGGACUUAAACAAAUUGAGAACGGCAAUACAUACUGGAACUGGUAUCUCAAUCACACAACAAUGCAGGUAAAUUGGGAGAACCCAUUGUUGAUGCAACUAUACAACAAUGGAAGCUUUACUAGCACCAUGGCGCCUGAUUCUGGCCUGAACGACAGCUUGGCCGCUUCUUGGACCAACAAGACCAAUUUGAUUGACCUCCCCAGAAAGGACCAAUGGGUUUAUAUCAAUAUUACUACUGGCGUCAAUGAUAACGAAGCUCAUCCCAUUCAUCUACACGGCCAUGAUUUCUAUAUCAUCGAACAAGGAGUUGGCUCAAGUAACACUGUGACCAACUUAGAAAACCCUCCCCGGCGAGAUACAGCAAUUUUGCCAGCCCUGGGCCACCUAGUUGUUGCUUUCAAGACCGACAACCCGGGCAUUUGGUUGAUGCAUUGCCAUAUUGGCUGGCACACCGAAGAAGGAUUCGCACUGCAAUUUUUGGAAAGGAAGAAUGAGAUCGCAGGACUGAUCGAUUACACGACCAUGAAUCAGACAUGUCAGGCAUGGAAAGAUUAUGCUACGAAAGCCAAUGUGAAGGAAGUAUGGGAUUCGGGGGUUUGA